Scleropages formosus (Asian bonytongue) is the source of this 2497-nucleotide messenger RNA. RefSeq names its product protein O-fucosyltransferase 1 (gene pofut1). The record is from RefSeq and is a predicted model, not a curated record. Lineage: Eukaryota; Metazoa; Chordata; Actinopteri; Osteoglossiformes; Osteoglossidae. Gene Ontology annotation, molecular function: peptide-O-fucosyltransferase activity. Gene Ontology annotation, cellular component: endoplasmic reticulum. Bases 11 to 1189 code for a protein of 392 amino acids. Gene Ontology annotation, biological process: Notch signaling pathway; protein O-linked glycosylation via fucose; regulation of Notch signaling pathway. The transcript is spliced from 7 exons.
GCGGACAGUUAUGGCGGCGAAAACAAAGAGCUGGAAAGUUUCCUUCGCGCUGUGGUCGCAAGUGGUACUUUUGCUGUCGGACUCCGUUUCCGACGCGACGAAGCUCGAGUGGGAUGAGAAUGGCUACAUACUGUACUGCCCGUGCAUGGGGCGCUUUGGGAACCAGGCGGACCACUUCCUGGGCUCUCUGGCUUUCGCCAAGAUGCUCAACAGGACCCUGGCGGUGCCGCCCUGGAUCGUGUACCGCCACCAUACACCGCCCUACACCAACGUGCAUGUUCCUUACAAAGAGUUUUUCAAGCUGGAGCCCCUCAGUAUGUACCACCGAGUUGUCAGCCUGGAGGACUUCAUGGAGCAGCUGGCCCCUACACACUGGCCCCCGGGCAAAAGGGUGGCUUACUGCUUUGAGGCAGCUGCGCUUCGCAGUGCUGAUCAGAAAACCUGUCCAAUGAAGGAUGGGAAUCCUUUUGGUCCGUUUUGGGACCACUUUGCUGUGGAGUUUGUCAAGUCUGUACUGUUUGGUGGUAUAUCCUUCAAUUCCUACUAUCAGCCACACUGGAUAAAGAAGUUUCCUCCUGCAGAGCACCCAGUCCUUGCUCUGCCUGGUGCUCCUGCUCAGUUCCCAGUGCAAGAGGACCAUGUGGGCUUGCAGCAGUAUGUUGUGUGGGCAGACAGAAUGGUACAGGAGGGAGAGGAGCACAUCAGAGCCCUGCUCACCCGACCGUAUGUGGGCGUUCAUUUGAGGAUUGGAUCAGACUGGCAAAAUGCCUGCAAACUUCUGCAGGAUAAGGAAACAGGCCCUCACUUCAUGGCAUCCCCUCAAUGUGUUGGCUACAACCGGCAGACUGCCCGAACUCUGACCAUGACCAUGUGUCUACCAGACCUGGCAGAGAUUAGCCGCGCUAUCAAGCUGUGGGUGAAGAAGAUCAAAGCUCGCUCGGUCUACAUCGCAACCGACUCGGAGUCCCACAAAGCAGAGAUCCAGAAGCUUUUCAAGGGAAAUGUGGGUGUGGUGAGCCUCCAGCCAGAUACAGCACAGAUUGACCUCUAUAUUCUGGGAAAGGCAGAUCAUUUCAUUGGAAACUGUGCAUCGUCCUUCUCGGCAUUUGUUAAGAGGGAUCGGGAUGUUCAUGGGCGAACCUCCUCUUUUUUUGGCAUGGACAACCCCAGAAAGAAGGAUGAGCUUUAAACAUGGCACAAAGUAACUCUUCGCUGUGAAUACUUGAACGGACUAGAUAUGAUUACUGCCUCUGAAGCUGUGAACAGUGGCUGGGAGUAGUACAGAGCACUAAUGGGGAGCAGUUUUAUGAUUAGCAUGCCUUUUUAAUCCGGGUAUGGUUUAUCUGGGGACCUCAUCUAUAAGCAACCUGGGAAUUUCACCAGCAGAACUGCACAAAAUAUUGUUGUUAUACAUUUGAGCUGUACAAAAUAUCUUUACACUACAGUUCUUUGUUGUGCUGCAAUGUCUCUAUUUGUGGCCAGCAUGAAAACUUACAUCAGUAGGAGCCUCAUACCACCAGUGGGCUUUCAAUUUUCUGAAUACAGCUGCGAUUCAUUGGAAUUUGCAUUAUAGCCGAGAAAGAGAGAAUAUGGGCCACUUCAUUUAGACACAAGUCUCUACUAUUAAGCGCACAUGUUAUGAAGGGGGGAAAAACAGGGUGCCCAAGAUCUUGUUUAGGUAGCAGUAACUGAUCUUGCAGAUGCUAAUUAUAGGGGAGUGGGUUUUCAGUAUUAUCUCCUUGCAUUCGUCCUGUUGCCCAUGGAUUGAUGCCUCCCUAUAACUGAGCUAUUCUCCAAUGACCUGAUUUUUUUAACAUUCUUUAAAAAUUCAUUUGCUGUGAGAAGUGAACAGAGUAAUCUAAAGGUCAUAGGCUACUUUAUAAAGGCUUUGGUUUUUACCAUUUUCUACACAAUGUCUUUCAUGUUGACUACACUGUACAGUCUUUUGUUUUUACACAACCAGCAAGACCUUUUCAAAGUGAAGGACUGUUUAGGUUACGUCUUUCUAUUUUAGUACGUUAUGGAUCGAAGCAGGAGCCAUGCAAUCUGGGCCAGCAGGUGACACAAAGGUUACAGCUUCCACCUGACCUUGAAAAACGCAGGUUGAAAUCCCAGCUCCUGCUGUAGUACCGUUGAACAAGGUACUUAGCUGCAGUGCUAUAGUGGAAAAACGACCCUGCUCUGUAUAAGAGAGACACUAUAAAUUGCUUUGGAGAAAAGCAUUAGAUAAAUAUGUAAAUGUAAUUUUAACCAUUUUGUUAUUUUUCCCCAAUGUGUAUGGGACAGGAAUGAAACUUGGACCCAAAAAAGUACAGCCACUCCAUUACGUUUUUAUUUAUCCUCCUUUUUUUGCUAGAAUAUUAUCUUGGGUCUGAAUGACUUGACAUUUUGCAGAGUGAUUUCGAAGGAAGUACAAGACCAGUGUAAGUACUAUAUAACUUCUAGACUUGACCUCCAAUUAUGGACUAUUUUACUAGUUCAGCUCACCCCUCAAAUG